AUGAUUGAGCUCAAACUUGACAGUGAAAAGCUUUUCUAUUACAGGUAUUACGAUCGCGUUCAUUGGCUUGGUCGGAAAUCUUGCAGUUUUCCUUUUUGCCACCACUGUCAAAACUCUUCAAAAUUCUUUCGGAAGACUCUCAGCAUCGCAAUCUUUUGCAGAAGCAAUACUUUGUGCAGUGUUUAUGUGCUUCUACUGUCCGAUGGUCGUUUUGUAAGUCCUCGGCAGGUCGGCUUCAACAUUCCCACUUUUAAAACUGCAUCCUCCUACAUGGGUCUCGUUUUACUCUUCUGCUACGACGUAUGUAUUUUCUCUCACUUGUUCAUUGCCAUCAACCGAUUGUGUGCAAUUUCCUUCCCAAUUAAGUACAGUGAUCUGUUUAGCGAGCAAAACACACGAAUUCUAAUUUUCAUCGCCUACGCAAUCCCCUGUUUUACUUCGAUAUACAUGCACCUAGCGAACCAUUGCCUCCUUCCGUAUGUGGACUUUGGAUGGUACUUUGGUGUGAACACAUCUGCCAGUUGUGACGUCAUCAGAUUCUAUGUUGAUUUUUGCAAAGAUUUUGGGGUGGUUGCUCUGAUUGCGAUCGUUGAUGUUUCCACUAUGAUUAUGAUCAAGGUUACCGCAUCCAGAAUGAAUUCCACCUCAUCAAACAGCCUUCAAAGCCAAAAGCAUCGUGACCGAGAAAUCGCAUUUGUCAAACAGUGCAUUAUCCAGGGAGGGGUGUUCGCAGCAGAACUUAUUUCAUUUUUCAUAAUAUCCGGGAUGCAAACAAAUCCAGUUGGAAUAUUCAUUUGCACUACUGUAGCCUGGUGCUCGGUUCAUUCAAUCGAUCCGUAUGUUUUGAUUUUUCUAAACUCAGAACUGCGAAAUAUGUUGAAGAAGAACCCAAUCGGGAUGGUGAGACAUACUCGAGUCACAAACUCUGCACAACCAGCCAAUCAAGAAUCGAAAUUUGACUGA
This is a messenger RNA of Caenorhabditis briggsae, 963 nucleotides long. The record is from RefSeq and is a predicted model, not a curated record. The transcript has 7 exons. Bases 1 to 963 code for a protein of 320 amino acids. NCBI's taxonomy places the organism in Eukaryota, Metazoa, Nematoda, Chromadorea, Rhabditida, Rhabditidae.